UCACGAUUUACAUCCUUACAAUCUUACGAAUUUACGAUUCAAAUAUUUGAGUCAAUUUUACUUAUUUUCCCCAAAAUUUGCAAAAUUACGCCUCUUUUUCUUCUUCUCCACCAACAUCAUCUAUUUCUCUCACCGCCUCACACCAACCACCAUCGACUAUAAUCAAUUCACAUCAACGUAUUAAUCAUCAUCGAUUCACCACCUCUUAACAUUAAACAUUAACCUUUAAAAAUUAUCAUUGUAAGUGUUAUGUGCUUUUGUGUUAUUCAUGAUUUUUCUUAGUAAUAUUAUUUUGUCUUGAUUUUUAUAUGGACCUUAAAAUCCUACGAUUUUACGAUUCUGAUUUUACCCCUAUAUUCGAUUUUACGUAAAAUCCCGAUUUUGACUGCUUGUAUGAGCCGACUCUAUAGAAUGGCUAGCGAGCCAACUCAACUAGAAAGUGAUGAGAAAAUUGGUCAAUAGAGUCGAGCUCGAAUCAAACUCGAUUCAAAUACAAAUCAAUAUUUUAGUAAACAAGUCGAACUCAAACUCUACUCGUUUAUUAUAUCAAAAUUAGCCAAUUAGCUCAAAUUAGAUAAAAACUAGCCCGAGUUGAAUCAUUUGCAGCACUAAAUGUAAAUUCUCUAGUUUGUAUGUGAAUAAAAUCAAACAAAGAGUAAUAUGAUCAUUACUUUUCAUUUAAUUAAAAUUAAUAUGAAUAAGCUAUCUCUAUUAAUUAAAAGAGAAAGCAUGAACAAUGUAUCUCGUACCACUUCAUCAGGAGUAUCACAUACUCCAGAUUCACUAGAGUAUAUUUAAAACUAAUUUGGUGUCCAACCCAUUGACCGUAAUGUUAUUUGAAUACAAUAUAUUUAUAUAUGAUGUGUAUUUAUGUAUGAAUUUUGUAUCGUAAUCCAAAUCAUAUUGAAUUGUUAUUUUAAUAUGGCCGAAUAAAACCGUUAGAUUAACCUAAAGUUCAAAAUUAGAUUGAAGUAAAUUGUAACCAACGAUUACUACCAUAUAUAUUAUGGAAGCGAAAAUGAUAUUGGAAUCUUCAAAGAUUGAAAAUAAUGAUAACUUACUUUUUCAUUCAUGUGUAGCUUGGUUUGAUAAUUGAAUUUAUAUAGAAAACACACCAUCCUUUUGUUGUUUGACAAGUGAAAAUAGAGAAGAUAGGGCGUGGAGACGAAUUCUGAAGCUAGCUUCGACCAACUAUGCAGCCGUUUAUGAGUAACCAGGGUGAUGAAGGCUUUUGGAAUGGGAAAUUGAUGCCCAGAUACUCAGCGAGCGCAGUCUGGGAUACAAUACGUCCUAUGAAGAGCAAACAAAACUGGUAUGCUCUUCUCUAGAGUAAAUUCUAUGUGCCGCGUUGGAGUAUCAUAGCAUGGAUUGUGACCAUGGAUGCGAUAGUAACCAAAAUAAUGUUGAUGCGGCGGGAUAAAUUAAACGAAGAUAGAUGCAUUUUAUACCAUACCAAAAGUGAGACCUAGAGAACCAAAUAAGAGAACAACAAACCAACCAACCAGAACAAUCACUACAUCCAAACAUCACAAAAGAAUUAAUGGAAACCCGAAAACAAAGGGAAAAAAGAAGAGAGACUCCUCCUAAAAUUCCACAACCCUAAUUAAUAAACCCAAAACAGAAGAGAGACUCUUUCCCCCAAACGAACAAACCCAAAAAGAAGAAGGAAAAAAAACUCCAUCAUCAUCAUGGAUUUCUUCCUCACCGCCCUCUCCUUCACCAUCCUUCUCCCCAACAACAUCCCCACAUCCACCGCCAUCCGUAACGCCCCAUCUCCCUCACCAGCCGACGCACCCCUCACACUCCACAUCGUCUCCCACGACAACACAAACCCAGCAGCCCCGUCGGCCGAUCCCAACGACGACGAGGACAAGAAAAAGCCGAGCAAGAAAGGCGUGCUCGGAACCGCCAUCAACCCGGCCCUCCGCGACAUCUGCGAAGCCACCAAGAUCCCCAACAAGUGCAUGGACUACCUCGCCCCCAUCGCCACGAGGGCCGGCGGGACGUACCAGGACCCCGUCUCCAUCCUCAACCUGGAGGUCGAGCUCCUCUACAAGAAGGUCGAGAAGGCGACGGACGACGCCAAGGACAUGAUGGCGAAGAAGAAAGACGUUGUCUCCACGUCACCGGAGGUGGCGAAGGGGCUGAACGCUUGCGUCGGGCUGUACAACAAGGCGACCGAUGACCUGGCAAGGGCCUUGCUGGAGUGCUCGGAGAAUAAGAAUGGCGCCACGGUGGAGCAGAUGUUGAGCUCCGCCUUGCAGUCCAUCCGCAGCUGCGACGCCGUUUUCGGCGGGAAGAGUGGGGAGAAGGACGCCCCGAUGGCGGAAGUUAAUGAGAAGAUGAUUGACAUGGCGGAAUUGGGGAUGGAGAUUUCUGGCAAGUGGCUCACCAAAGGGAAGGCCCAAACUAAAAUCAUUAGUUAAAACAACAAUGCAGAUAUUUAUUUAUCUAUUAGUAGGAAAAUGUGUGUAAGGAAGAUCAAUUAACUAAUUACAUCUUGGAUUAAUUAAUUGUGGUUUGAGAUUUAAUUUUCAAGAUGUGUGUAUAAAAUUCUCAAUGUAGCACGUUGUAGCCUUAUAAUACCACUGGGAAACCCGAACUAUUAAGAAAGUGUCAUUUGUGUCCCAAACUAUUCAAUAUUUUAUCUAUGUUCCAACGUAUGAUAGUUGUUUGUCAUUUAUGUACUGACAAUUUUGUUAACCAUUUUAAAUGAAAAUAUUAAUAAAAAUUAAUAUUUAAAAUUCCGAUUAGAUGCCACGUUGACACUGACUGAAAUUUCUAUUAAAUAUUGAGGGUCAAACUCGGUUAACACUAAACAAAAUAGUUCAGGACAUAAACGUUAAGUUGAAUA
This is a messenger RNA of Linum trigynum, 2854 nucleotides long. NCBI's taxonomy places the organism in Eukaryota, Viridiplantae, Streptophyta, Magnoliopsida, Malpighiales, Linaceae. The record is from the annotation of a GenBank genome assembly.